AUGAAAUACGCAUGCGAGAAAUAUUAUGAACUGCAUGGACCGGAAUUCAGAAGAUGUGAGGAGGAUGGAGAAUGGACAAGACCCACCCCGUUUUGCAAUCCAGUAUGCGGGACGAAGGAAAGUCAAAUUCAGCUCUCAGCAGGAGGAAAUCCAUCUGAAAUUGGAGAAUGGCCAUGGCAAGCGGCCAUUUAUGACAUCAAGAAGGGAGAUGUUGUUUGUGGAGGGGCUCUCAUUAGGGAAGAAUGGGUGCUAACAGCUGCCCAUUGUGUCGUUGUAGAGGGUUCCCUCAGAACUCGGCACUCUGAAGAAAUUUUUGUCUAUCUUGGGAAGCAUAUUCGUUCUUAUGUCAAGGAAGAUGAACACGUGUCUCGCAUAAUCUUGCACAGGGACUUCAACGUAUAUAAUAACUACGACUCGGACAUAGCUUUAUUGAAACUAACAAGACCUGCCGUGUUAACGGCGCGAGUUCAGUUGGUAUGUCUCCCGAACAGAUUUGAUUUAUCUGAGGCAAACCUCGACAGUGGAGUGCCAGGAUGGGUGGCCGGUUGGGGUCAUGACGGUUCGGAUGAACUCGCAGCUGUCCUGACUGAGGUUCAACUCCCGGUCAUAUCCAAUCGCAAAUGUGUUCGGGACACCCUUAAUUUCACAGGGGACCCCGGGGUCACUCGUACCCUCACCUCAAAUAUGUUUUGCGCUGGUUUUUCUGCGGAUACUCCUCUUGAAGAUUAUCGAACAGUGUGUCAAGGGGACUCAGGGAGUCCCAUGGUCUUCCUCUCAAAUUCAUCACGGGACAGCCACUGGACAGUGGAAGGGAUUGUUAGUCACUUUUUCCAGAAAGGUACUUGUUCCAUGAGACGCCCUGGACAGUAUGGCAUUUUCACCAAAGUCAAUAGCAUACCGGCAGAGGCCGUUUAA
Molecule: messenger RNA, 915 nt
Organism: Darwinula stevensoni
Lineage: Eukaryota; Metazoa; Arthropoda; Ostracoda; Podocopida; Darwinulidae
Source: the annotation of a GenBank genome assembly